Molecule: messenger RNA, 1561 nt
Organism: Cladocopium goreaui
Lineage: Eukaryota; Dinophyceae; Suessiales; Symbiodiniaceae
Source: the annotation of a GenBank genome assembly
AUGAUUUGUUCAGCGCAUCACUUUUGUCAGCAUUACUUACCGCUGACGAGCUGCAAGUUACAUCGAAGCCGUCUGCCGAAGCAAGCUCAGCGCCCCAUUGCACGAGAAAAAAUUGCUCGGGCCAUGGAGUCGUUGUCAAAGAUCAACUGCGAAGAGCGUGACACAGAAGUCUUGACUUGGAUGACUGCAUAUGUUGUUGCAGUCGUUUGCUUGGCUGGCGCUUUUCUGGCAAGCUUUAGCAAGGACACAAUGAGCAGGCAGCUGUUCAUUAUCUUCGCUAUAGUUACUGCACUGGCCUUUGGUUUGGGCGGCACUUCCCAUAUGCAAAUUUUCAAGCUCCAGAGAGAGAACAGGAGUUGUGGGUCGUCAUGGCAAGAAGACAACCACGAGUGGAUGUAUACUUGGCUUUUCGCAGUGACUUUCGCACCUUUUUCUCCAGCUGCCCUGGCAGCUUUGGCAAUUAGCACCACAGAAAGCAGCGGCCGUGUCAUUGGCAUCAUGGCAGUCUUCGCGCUGGCCAUGGGAGUGGCUGCGUUCCAGAUCUACGAGUUCAUCAGCUCAGGUUUUAUCACCGCUGUGUACCCACGGAGCGUGAUGUUCGUUAACCUUUUGGUGGCCUUGCUGGUACCAGGGAUGGAGGCCCGGUUACGGAGGUCGUCUUUAGCUGCCAUGGCAAGCGCAUCCCUUUUCCUCAUUGGAGGAGGUUUCCAAGCGGCUUUCACCCUGGAGAAUUCGUCGUUCACGGAAAAUGCAAUGUGUCACGUGAUGGUCGCAAUCUCUGCAGCACUCGCAUGGUUUGCAAGCCAGGCCAAAUCCUUGGAGACAAGCAUAGUCGAAGACAGAUUUCAGCCUUACCGCGAAAUUAGAGAGGGAAAGGUAGAGGAGCCAGUGGAGGUUGACGAGCCUUGCUGCUUUUGCUUCAAGAAGAGGAGAGCACAGGACACGGAAUGGACUUACUUUCGUCCUUGAGUCAGAUGGAAGGCCCAUCAGGAACACACUUUCAAGAAAGCGCUGUCUCAGUGAGCUUGCACAUUCUGUUCAGAGCAGGCAAAGCUCCUGUCUGUCCAGGGAAGCGGCGUGUCGCAAUCCAACCGUGCCAGUCAAGUGGGCACGGCUCAAGACUUGCCGAUAGUGCAUCACCUGGGCAACUUUUUUGGGGGGGUUUGGGGCUGGACCGUGCCGCACCUCGCGGUGAAACUUGAACAAAAGAGCUUAUAAUACAGGAUUGUAGAAUGAGUUUCGGGGUCAGCGCGGAGUGAGAGCUGAUGAUUCCAUCCCGCGCAUUUUAUGAUGCGUCGGUGUUUUCAGCGCCCGUUUGCAUUGGAAGGCGGGCCAAUACUUGGUGCGCUUUUGGCUUUGUCGUCUUUAAGGGCCUUGUCCAAGAGUGCCUUAUAGCCGCGCCAAGAAAGUGUCCGACACGGGAAUUGUCAAACAACGGGCGCUCGUACCAAAGCGGAGUCCCUGAGAAGAAUGACUUUCAAAACUUUCCCGCGCGACUGUUUGAUAAUACGGUGCCAAAAUCCCCCUUGGAGCUUUCGCGUCAACCCGGUUUGUCCCAAAA